AAAGCGGCUUGUACAAUGCGGUGGGGCUGAGAGCGAGUGCUAACUGAGUGAGAUCCCUCCGUUCAGUCCUCCAAUGUGUGGAUGCAGUGUUUUUAUAUAUAUAUAUAUUUAAAAAGCAGCUUCAAUUUUGCAUUAAGAAAAGAUCUAUAUAAAAACAAAGGAACGAGCGCCAUCAAAAAGCAGCGCAACCCGGAUCAUACAAAGCUGCCAUUUAUUACCCACCCCUAGAUGUCCUAAGAAGAUUGUGAUGGCUUUGAUCCCAGUAGCGGUUUGAUACAACUGAGGGGCUCACAAGGCCUUCUUCAUACGAUGGUAAUGUGGCACUGGAGUCAUAUGAAGGCCCAGACCGGCUGGUGAUGUCGCUACUGGAAGUUGAACUGAUGUGAGAAGAGAGAGGGGGCAAAGGACGUUACCUGUCAGCUCCUGCUCAUUGCUGUGGCAGUGGUUCGUGAAUACCUUAGGAUAUUGGAUUUAUUGUCGACUGCCUGUUCAGGAUGCUGAGGGCCACUAAUGGAGACUGCCAGCUUAACAGGCAUCUGCAGUGGUCCUCUGAGACCUGUCAUCGUCAUGGCAAUGACACCUCCAGUGGCUACAGUGAGCUGAAGGUGUAUGCUGAUUGAUUCCGGUUUUCUCAGCAGCCUCGGGACGAGAGAGAGACAUUGCGUGGGAGGAAGGAGAGAGAAAAUGAAAUUUCCAUUCUAUUGGUGUUAAGUUGUAAACAGCUUAUGGGAAAUAUCUAAAGGAAAAUACACAGUGACCCUUUGGAUAGUGAGUGAGAUUAGAUUUCCCCGUCAUGGCUUCUGAUCAAACGUGAUUGUGAUUGUGAGAGGGAUUUAUCCCCCUCUCUUCCACUUUUUUAAUUUAAAAGCUACUAUUUUGCCCCUAACUCUUGCUAGUUUAUAUCAUGCUCCGUAACGGAGUUGUUGGGAAUGUAGGGCAGCCAUGCAUGUUACGUUGGUCCAAUCGCAUCCGGUUGACCUGGCUCAGCUUCACCCUGUUCAUUAUACUGGUUUUCUUCCCGCUGAUUGCCCAUUACUACCUGACCACCAUUGACAACCUUGAUGAUUCGGGCCCACGCAUUUUUGAGCCGCGCUCGGGCAACGCCCUUUGCGAGGUCAAGCACGUGCAAGAUCUGUGCCGCAUCCGGGAGUCAGUCAGCGAGGAGCUGCUGCAGCUCGAGGCCAAGAGGCAAGAGCUAAACAGUGAAAUUGCCAAACUCAACCUGAAGAUCGAGUCCUGCAAGAAAAGCAUCGAGAAUGCCAAACAGGAUCUACUGCAGCUCAAAAAUGUCAUCAGCCAAACUGAGCAUUCUUACAAAGAGCUGGUGGCUCAGAACCAGCCUAAGCUCUCGCUGCCAAUCCGUCUGUUGCCAGAGAAAGAUGAGACCAGCUUCCCAUUGCCAAAAUCUCCCAACAGCUGCCGCUUGCAUUCUUGCUUUGAUUACUCCCGGUGUCCGCUUACAUCUGGUUUUCCCGUUUACAUCUACCCACUGGAUCAGUACCAAUUCAGCGCUUUAAUCGAUCCAUUAAUCAGACAGGCAUUCCAGGCGACCGCUCGGACUAACAUCUAUAUUACAGACAAUCCUCACAUUGCCUGUGUCUACGUGGUCUUGGUUGGGGAGCUGCACGAUCCAACCGCAAUGAAAUCCAUUGACCUUGAAAAACAGUUGCAUUCCCUCCCUUAUUGGCGGUCGGAUGGGCACAAUCAUCUUCUCAUCAACCUGUCCAGGAGGUCCCAAACACAGAAUCUGCUCUACAAUGUCAGCACAGGCAGGGCCAUGGUUGUCCAGUCUACAUUCUACGAUGUGCAGUAUCGUACCGGGUUUGAUCUCAUCCCCUCGCCACUCAUCCAUGCCAUGUCUGAACCCAACUUCCUGGAGAUCCCUCCCCAGGUUCCUGUCAAAAGGAAGUAUCUCUUCAGCUUUCAGGGAGAGAAGAUUGAGUCGCUCAUGUCCAGCUUGCAGGAGGCCCGUUCCUUCGAGGAGGAGAUUGAGGGCAAUGCUCCAGCUGAUUAUGAUGACAGGAUUAUUGCCACCUUGAAGGCUGUCCAGGACAGCAAGUUGGACUUGGUUCUUGUGGAGUUCACCUGCAAAAACCAGCCGCGGCCUGCCUUGCCUACUGAGUGGGCACUUUGUGGAGAGAGGGACGACAGGCUAGAGUUGCUGAAAUUGUCCACUUUUGUAUUAAUCAUAACACCGGGGAACAGUCAUCUCAUUGCUUCCGCUGGCUGUUCCAUGAGGCUUUUCGAAGCCUUGGAAGUUGGAGCCAUCCCGGUAAUCCUUGGGGAACAUGUGCAGUUGCCGUAUCAUGAUACAAUACACUGGAGUGAGGCAGCUCUAGUGGUGCCAAAACCUCGCAUAACCGAAGUCCACUUCCUUCUGAGAAGCAUCUCAGACAGCGACCUUCUCAACAUGAGACGUCAGGGCCGUUUCCUAUGGGAGAUUUACUUUUCCACCUCGGAUAAUGUGCUGAACACUAUCCUGUCCACCAUGCGAACUCGAAUACAAAUCCCUGCUGCUCCCAUCGCAGAAGAGCCCUCCAAGGAGAUCCCUCACAAGACGGGAAAAGCUGCCGGCACCGAUCCCAACAUAGCGGACACUGGAGACUUGGAUUUGGGGCCCGUUGAGACUGAACCACCAUAUGCCUCCCCUAAAUACCUGCGGAACUUCACAGUCACUGUCCGAGACACUUACAGAGCCUGGAAUGCAGCCCCAGGACCUUUUCACCUCUUUCCACACACCCCACUCGACCCCACGUUACCGUCGGAAGCCAAGUUCCUUGGGUCCGGGACAGGGUUCCGGCCAAUAGGUGCAGGAGCCGGGGGCUCUGGAAAGGAGUUCCAAGCAGCGCUGGGCGGGAAUGUUCCCAGGGAACAGUUUACAGUCGUAAUGUUAACCUAUGAGCGCGAGGAAGUCCUGAUGAACUCCUUGGAGAGGCUGAAUGGCCUUCCUUACUUGAAUAAAGUUGUUGUCGUGUGGAAUUCUCCCAAGCCACCUUCUGAGGACCUUGUGUGGCCUGAUAUUGGAGUGCCCAUUGUGGUUGUUCAUACAGUGAAGAAUAGUUUAAAUAAUCGUUUCUUACCCUGGGAUACUAUUGAAACAGAGGCAAUUCUUUCUAUUGAUGAUGAUGCCCACCUUCGCCAUGAUGAGAUCAUGUUUGGCUUUCGGGUUUGGCGAGAGGCAAGAGAUCGAAUUGUGGGUUUUCCUGGCAGGUACCAUGCCUGGGAUAUGGCCCACCAAUCCUGGCUUUACAACUCCAACUAUUCCUGUGAACUCUCCAUGGUGCUGACUGGCGCUGCCUUCUUUCACAAGUACUAUGCAUAUCUCUACUCCUAUAUAAUGCCACAAGCCAUUCGUGACAUGGUGGACGAGUACAUUAAUUGUGAAGAUAUUGCCAUGAACUUCCUUGUCUCCCACAUCACCAGGAAACCACCGAUAAAGGUCACGUCUCGCUGGACCUUCCGUUGCCCAGGAUGUCCCCAGGCACUGUCACACGAUGACUCCCAUUUCCAUGAGAGGCAUAAGUGCAUCAACUUCUUUGUGAAGGUCUACGGGUACAUGCCACUGCUCUAUACCCAGUUCCGCGUGGAUUCUGUUCUCUUCAAAACACGGCUGCCACACGACAAGACCAAGUGUUUCAAAUUUAUUUGAGGACUCCACCACCCCACCACUCAUGAGGGAAGGGACACCAACAGUCAUUCCACCCCAUUAAGGCUCCAUUUCAUCAACAACACCCAAUAGAGAAGAAGUGGGAGAGUUACUUCAAAAACAAUAAAUCAUAAAAUUCUUGCCCCACAUUCCACCGUUCACUAGUAAUCGUAAGGCUGGUUUGUAUUUAAAUAACCUACUUCAUGAAAAGCUGAAGUGAGAAGGAUAAUGAGCAAAGAUUUGCCACGUGGAAAUGUGACACAUGAUGCUAUUCCAAAUCGCAGAAGGACAUUGUAUCUAGUUUGCUAACAUUUUGGGGGGAAACCAAUUUGUGUUCUAUGAGUAAAAUUGGAUCACGGACAAGAGUUGGACGAGAUUGCUAGUCAGCUAAGCAAAGCUUCAAAUUUGCCAAACCCAACACAAAACUGGUCAGAUCUCAGUGCGACCUCGCAACCUUUCUCCUUUGGAUUUUUUGUUCUGCUUAGUAUAUGGGACAGCCUUCACCAGGAACAGACUGAGGCACCAUGAGACAGAAGGAAAUGUGUAAAUUGUUCUGUCGUGUCCAUCACUUCUCCCCCCACACACCAUCCACAUCCUUGGACAUCAACCAGUCACAUAUACUCACUGGUGGUAUGAUAGUUGUGUCAGUUCACUGCCACACAGACAUUAUACUUUUGCUCCAGAAAGUAUUAAACUUUGGGCUUUAUUUACAAAGUUGUUUUCUUUAUAGUUCUGUUUUUUUGCUGUUUUGUUUAUGUCUCAGGGUUCUUUUUUGGAAUAACUUGCUUUGUAUUGUGAAAUUAGCCUUUCACAAGUGACCAGCUAAUGCUUUGAGUAGCAAUGAAUGGGGGGAAACAUUUGAGUGUUUUAGCAUACAUGAUAAGGCACAGGCUGGCUGGGGUGUGCCAUAGACCAUUUUAUAGGAUGGCGGAACUUGCUGCCAAAUUCCCAUCACGUCUAGGAGGUUAGGAACGGGCUGUUGCUACCUCUUUGGUCACCGACCUCCAGAGUGCUACAGUUGCCCUUAACCCCUGAAAGAAUUGGUCAGCACCUUGCAAAGUGGAAUUGAGAUGGGGUGAAGAAAAGAUCAAAUGGGAGAUUGACAGAGAUUGGCUCCCUCUGGGGAACAUGACUUGCAUUCCAUGAAAUGCACUGCACAUCUGAGCAGUGGGGAUUCCUGCUCUGGCUACUUCUUGGUCCUUGCCCUUUAGAGGAUGAGAAGUAUAGACGGUUUUGUAACUGUGCUGCUUCAAGCACAGUCAAAGCAUUUUUUCUAAGUUUAGCUGCUGCAAAAACCUGGAGCUCAGCUCAUGAUAUUGGAACCCUCUGGUGAGUUUAUAAUAUCACAAACACUCUGGGAUACCCAACAUCCUGUGUAUAUAUCUUUAUAAUAAAAGUCCUUGUAUCUAU
Molecule: messenger RNA, 5056 nt
Organism: Carcharodon carcharias (great white shark)
Lineage: Eukaryota; Metazoa; Chordata; Chondrichthyes; Lamniformes; Lamnidae
Gene: extl3
Product: exostosin-like glycosyltransferase 3
Exons: 7
Coding region: 905-3649 (914 amino acids)
Cellular component (GO): membrane
Molecular function (GO): glycosyltransferase activity
Source: RefSeq, a predicted model, not a curated record